AUGAAAUAUCCAACCAACCUGGCUGCGGCCCCUCUCAUCGAGCUGACUGACAUGGUACAGCGUCGAGAGAUACGUACCGCAAGCGAGGACUGGACUGGGAAAACAAGCAGUGCUGAGAGACGCAGGCUGCAGAACCGCCUAAACCAAAGGGCAUACGAGAGAAGAAAAGCGUCAAGACGAUCGGCAUCGUUACAUCUGCAGCAAGGCAGCAGACCUCGCCACGUCAACAAAGACAUAGCAGAUACACCGGAUACGCCGGAACAACCAGCUGCUACUCAGUAUCUGACUAUGAUAGGACCCCCCGCAGGCUACACGCCUGGAUCGGGCUGUCUACUGCUACGCUCGGACGCCCAAGCUGCAAUCCGCGAGUUUGUCAAAAAGGCCUAUGAGGAUUAUGUGCUAGGUUGCCCGCAGCCAUGGUAUUUGUCAACUCUCAUACAGGUCAACGUGUUCAACGCCCUUGUACAGAAUGGUAUUGCAUUGGGAUUCUCGGAUCAUUGGCAAAGAAAGGGUAUUGUCUCGCCUUUCUCUAUAAUUGGACCAUUGCAGUCUUUUGACCCCUACCCGCUAAGUCUCCAGCCAACAGCCUUGCAAAGGACUGUUCCCCAUCAUCCAUGGAUUGACCUUUUCCCAAUCCCCCAAAUGAGGGAUAAAAUCCUGCUCUCACUCCACCACCUGGAUAUGGAUGAACUAUGCGGUGACCUGCUCGAUGUUAAGCCGGGCUUAGACGGGAAGCCGAACCUGAUAGUCUGGGGAUACCCUUGGGAACUCCAUGGGUGGGAAGCCAGUGCUUUGUUCUUGCAGAAAUGGGGAUGGAUGCUAGAGGGAUGUCGAGAUAUCCUUCAAGCUACUAAUUACUGGCGUGAGAGCCGAGGGGAAGACAAAAUACUUUUUUAA
Molecule: messenger RNA, 897 nt
Organism: Fusarium mangiferae
Lineage: Eukaryota; Fungi; Ascomycota; Sordariomycetes; Hypocreales; Nectriaceae
Exons: 2
Coding region: 1-897 (298 amino acids)
Source: RefSeq, a predicted model, not a curated record